GGCGCUGGUCAGCUGGGAUCCUGCAGCAGGACACGCCCCUGGGCUGAAUGGAGUGCGCCGUGCGUAAAGUCUGAACGGCAGCGGAUCCAUUUUUCCCCCCAAAACCCUCACUUAGCGGUUUCUAAACACGCCUCCAAUCACCACUGUUGACUCGCUCAAAGUGGAUUAAAUGCAGCGAUGACGCGAGAGGAAGAUCUCACCCGGAUCGCGAAGAAACUGGACAAGAUGGUGUCUAGGAAUAACACGGAGGGCGCCAUGGACCUGCUGAAAGAACUGAAAGGUUUCAACAUGACGCUCAAACUUCUCCAGGAGACGAGGAUUGGCAUGUCUGUGAACGGGAUCAGGAAGCACUGCACAGACGAGGAGGUCAUUGCCCUGGCCAAGGUCCUCAUUAAAGACUGGAAAAGACUCCUGGACUCAGGCCACCCCCACUCUGAGAAAACGGCUGAAGUGAAGAACGGACUGGACUCCGGCAAAACAACAGCGUCUCCAAACAGCUCACCCGCCGAGACACAGAGUAGGAAAGACUCAUCAGAUAGCAAAGUGUCUAACAAGCACUCCGAUGAAGCCAAGAGAGAAAGGAAAGAUUCGUCUGAGUCUAAACCAUCGCCUCCUAAAAAGCCAAGUUUGGAUGUGAAAAAAGAAAAACACAGGAAGGACUCCUGUGACUCGAAGCCGGGACAACCUGUGAAACGUCAUUCAGUCGACUCCAAACCUGAAAGAAGCGAGUCCACCGAUUCAAAGAAGAGCAGCUCACUCCCACCAAAGAAGCUAACAUUGGAUAGGAGAGAGUCUCAGGGCUCUAAGACCUCUCAGCCUGGACCUCCACAGAGGAAGCCCUCGACUGACAGCAUUGAAAGAAAGGGAAAACCCGACACCCCUAAAAGUCCCACCACCCCGACCAGCCCCAUGUCCCCCAGCUUCAGCUCUCCCGGGGGUGCGCUGUCCCCCCACCUGGCUACUGGAGACACCGUCAGGGACAAAUGCAUUGAGUUGCUGGCGGCUGCCCUGCGCACUGACAACGACUACAAAGAUUUUGGAGCAAACUGUGACGGCAUGGCAGCAGAGAUUGAAGAUCAUAUCUACCAGGAGAUAAAGGUCACUGAUAUGAAAUAUAAGAACAGAGUCCGCAGCCGCAUCAGCAACUUAAAGGACCCCAAGAACCCGGGGCUUCGCCGAAACGUCCUCGCACGGAACAUUGAUCUAGGCCGCAUCGCCAGCAUGUCUGCCGAGGAAAUGGCCAGCGACGAGCUGAAGCAGCUGAGGAACGUUCUCACCCAGGAGGCCAUCAGAGAGCACCAGAUGGCCAAAACUGGGGGCACCUCCACCGACCUGCUGCAGUGCAGCAAGUGCAGGAAGAAGAACUGCACCUACAACCAGGUGCAGACACGCAGCGCUGAUGAGCCGAUGACCACAUUUGUCCUCUGUAAUGAAUGUGGAAACCGCUGGAAGUUCUGCUGAGGCCUUCCGGGUGAAACCAAGUGUUGUUUUUUUUGGUGCAUAUUGAUCUAGAUAUUUUCUAUAAUACGUUUAUACAUUUUUGCAGCUAGUGUUUUGAGAACAGUAGUAUUCUUACGAUUUUUACUUGAAAUUUUGACAUUGACGAGCAUGUGCUGAGAAUAUUUUUUUUUUGCUUUACGUGAAUUUGAAGACUGAGCAUGAGUCAAGAAAUCAACCCACUUGGAGAAGACUUAAAUCAUUGUCAUGGUGUUAUCAUGACAGGACGACCAUUGUAAUACAGCUAUUUUGUAAUCUCACAUUACAGCUGUUCACUUUGUAAAUAUCCAAUGCCAAUAAACUGCAUAAACCAUCA
Pleuronectes platessa (European plaice) is the source of this 1813-nucleotide messenger RNA. It is a transcript of the gene tcea3, whose product is annotated as transcription elongation factor A (SII), 3. Gene Ontology annotation, cellular component: nucleus. The record is from RefSeq and is a predicted model, not a curated record. The coding region runs from base 178 to 1461 and encodes 427 amino acids. Gene Ontology annotation, molecular function: zinc ion binding; nucleic acid binding. The transcript has 15 exons. NCBI's taxonomy places the organism in Eukaryota, Metazoa, Chordata, Actinopteri, Pleuronectiformes, Pleuronectidae. Gene Ontology annotation, biological process: transcription elongation by RNA polymerase II; DNA-templated transcription.